UGUGUUUACAUCAUUGCAGCGCUUGCUACUAACGUUUCCUCGCUGUUUUAUUAAAGUUUCCCAGAAUUUGUCGCUUUAUAUGUUUUUUUUCUGUUUACCGACAUGUUCCCGGUGAUGUUUGUAAAGUUUUAUUAGAGCUGCUGGACGUUUUGUGGCGCGGUUAACAGGUACCAGCACCUGGCGUUAGCUAGCAGCUGGUAGAUGGCAGGCGACGGUCAGCCGCUGGAAACAACGUCCGUAGCUCCAGCCUGGAGGCAAAACACACACAUUUAACACAGGUCUGACUCACAGAGAUGCCUCCUAACAAGAGGAUGCAGAAGAAAGCGCUGAAACUGGACUGUGAAUGGGGUUCGUGUCAAGAGUCGUUCAGUCGGAUGGAAAACUUUUGCAAGCAUGCAGAGGGUCAUCUUGGUGCUGCGAACAUGGCGGAGGAGGACGAAGAAGAAGCGGAAGGGGAGAAAAACUGUUUCUGGAGAGACUGUGGCUUCUGUUCUGUUGAGGGCUCAGAAGAACUGCGACGACAUCUGUUCUUUCACUGUUAUCACACCAAGCUGAAGCAAUUGGGUCAGCAGGUCCUCAAUGCCCAGCCAGAAAUUGGCAGCUGCUCCAUCGCCUACCACAACCGCAACAUCAUCCCUGAAAUCCCAGACAAUUUUAUCUGCCUGUGGGAGGAUUGUGAGCAACCACCGUAUGACAACCCGGAGUGGUUCUACCGACACGUGGAGAUGCACAGUCAGUGCAUAGACAUACCAACAGGAGACUGUGAAUUGCCCAUACGCUGUGGAUGGAAGGAUUGUGAAGCCACAGCUAAAGGGCGUCCGAAGCUGCGCGAGCACCUGCGCAGCCACACCCAGGAGAAGGUCGUGGCAUGUCCUGGUUGUGGGGGGAUGUAUGCCAACAACACCAAGCUGUUUGACCACAUCAUACGACAGAGCGCCAUGGAAGGUCAGAGGUUCCAAUGUUCUCACUGUUCCAAACGCUUUGCAACAGAAAGACUACUGAGGGACCACAUGAGGACUCACGUGAGCCACUACAAAUGUCCAUUGUGCGACAUGACUUGCCCGUCGCCCUCUUCGCUGCGCAGCCAUAUCAAGUUUCGCCACAGUAAUGAGAAGCCAUACAGCUGUGACUACUGCGAAUACAGCUGUAAGAAUUUGAUCGACUUGCGCAAACACCUGGACACCCACAGCAGCGAGCCGGCUUUCCACUGUGACGUCCCCGGCUGUGGUUUCACCUCUCGCACUCUUGGCACCAUGAAGACUCACCAUAAAAGAGAGCAUGAGGGGAGUUUUGUAGCCCGCUACAAGUGCCAUGUGUGCGGCCAGUGUUUCACCAGAGGCAACAACCUAACCGUCCAUCUGCACAAAAAACACCAAUUCAAAUGGCCCUCUGGACACCCCAGGUUCAGGUACAAAGAACACGAAGAUGGUUUCUUGCGACUGCAGCUGAUUCGCUACGAGAGUGUGGAACUCACAGAGCAGUUGAUGAGGGAAAGACAAAACAGGCAAGGGGAGGAGGACGACGACAGUGGUCAGACCGAAGGUCAGGAGAUGGAGGAAGACUCAGCAGGGGCAACUCCUUCAGAGGUGCAGGCAGAACUGAGAGGAGUGCUGCUGGAGGAGCAGAGGACUGAGGAGCCGACCACCAGCCCUGCGGAUGGCGGUCAGGAGGAGGGCAUGUUGUAUGUCCUCACUGGAGGUUUGUCACAGGGAGGGGAGGAGUCUGUCAUGUUGCAGCUGCAGGAUGCUGCUCAGCAACCAGGGAUGCAGGUGGUUUGACUGGACACACGUCUAUAAUCUGCUGUGCUGCUUCUUCUGUGAAGGACUUUUGAGUGUGUAACGGAGGCUGGUGCAAAGAUGCUGCUUAGAUUUUAAAAUGUGUUGAGGCAUUUGACUUGAAUCAUCAGAAUAAAGGGACACGGUCUGUGGUGGCCAAUCUUGACUAUAAACCUAUAUUAGGUAAUACAACUGUUUUGCUGUGUUUGGUUUGCUUAUGCUGAGCAUCCUGUUUACCAGUGUUCUUAAAUUAUUUUCAGUUCAUUCACUGUAUCACACUAACAUCUUAACACAGUUGGAUGCUAAUGCUGCACUGCUCAGUGGGUUCUCAUUCAUCUAAAUUCGCUAAAUAAAUCAGCCACAACCGCAAAAGGAUAUGAGUCACAGGAAUGGCGCGUUAGCAUUAAUAUUCAUUAAAAUGUGUGGAAUUCAGCAAAGAGGCAGCUUCGGAUGUGUGCACUUUUGAUUCUUAAUCAUCAACUCCAUUAAACAUGUGAAACUUUUGUUUUCUUCAGACGUAUUUAAUGUUGCACAGUGAAAUAUUUUCUUUAAUGAUGACAGCUUGGUUAGUUUUAACAAGACACUGAAAGAUGAACAUGUAUUGCUCAUGUUUCUUAUGUGGCGUUCAGGUCAUUACAUAAUGUUUACCAUCUGUGCUGCCAUUGUGGCGCCCCCUGCUGAAUGUAGCUGAUCUAAUGCAGUUUAAUAACAGGUGGGAUGGUAAUCAAAUUGGCCUUUUUUUCCUGAAAUGACAAACAGAUUUUAGGUGUAAAUUUAACUGUCUUUUCAGAGUGACUGACUCAUAUCUGGUCAUGAAACCACGCUUAUUAAAUGCAAAUAAAGUAUGGAUCAAAACUCA
Messenger RNA from Stegastes partitus (bicolor damselfish), 2634 nucleotides. It is a transcript of the gene hinfp, whose product is annotated as histone H4 transcription factor. The record is from RefSeq and is a predicted model, not a curated record. The coding region runs from base 294 to 1778 and encodes 494 amino acids. The transcript has 9 exons. Gene Ontology annotation, biological process: regulation of transcription by RNA polymerase II; anatomical structure development. Gene Ontology annotation, molecular function: RNA polymerase II cis-regulatory region sequence-specific DNA binding; DNA-binding transcription factor activity, RNA polymerase II-specific. Lineage: Eukaryota; Metazoa; Chordata; Actinopteri; Pomacentridae.